Molecule: messenger RNA, 1007 nt
Organism: Agelaius phoeniceus (red-winged blackbird)
Lineage: Eukaryota; Metazoa; Chordata; Aves; Passeriformes; Icteridae
Source: RefSeq, a predicted model, not a curated record
UUGCCCCAAAGUGUGGUGGAAUUUUGCCGUGUCCCAGCGGUUGCAGGCAGGGUUCCAAAAUCGCUGAUUUUCAAUCUUCCAAUUUAUCUCCUCAGCGGUGGUGAGCGUGGUGGCUUCAAUAAAUUCGGUGGACCCCGGGACCAGGGGCCCAGACAUGACCCAGGUGAGCAGGACAACUCGGACAACAACACCAUCUUCGUGCAGGGGCUGGGCGAGAACGUCACCAUCGAGUCGGUGGCCGAUUACUUCAAACAGAUCGGGAUCAUCAAGACCAACAAGAAGACGGGCCAGCCCAUGAUCAAUCUCUACACCGACCGUGAGACCGGGAAGCUCAAGGGCGAGGCCACCGUGUCCUUCGACGACCCCCCCUCGGCCAAGGCCGCCAUCGACUGGUUCGACGGCAAGGAGUUCUCUGGGAACCCCAUCAAGGUCUCGUUCGCCACGCGCCGAGCGGAUUUCACCCGGGGCGGGGGCGGCCGCGGCCGGGGACGGGGAGGCCCCAUGGGCCGGGGCGGGUUCGGCUCCGGGGGCUCCGGCGGCCGCGGAGGCUUCACGGGAGGGGGAGGGGCCCAGCAGAGAGCGGGGGACUGGAAAUGCCCAAACCCGGCGUGUGAGAACAUGAACUUCUCAUGGCGGAACGAGUGCAACCAAUGCAAGGCCCCCAAACCCGAGGGGGGGCCCGGGGGGCCUCACCUGGGCGGGGGUGGAGGGUUCGAGGACCGGCGCGGCGGCCGCGGGGGCUUUGACCGGGGCGGGUUCCGGGGCCGCGGCGACCGCGGCGGCUUCAGGGGCGGCCGAGGAGGCGACCGGGGCGGCUUCGGGCCCGGCAAGAUGGACAGCAGGGGCGACCACCGGCAGGACCGACGCGAGCGGCCCUACUGAGCCCCUCCCCCACCCCUCGUUUUGUAUUAGCCCCGCCCCCAUCCCUGCAAGCCCCUCCCCUUCGCUGGCUCCGCCCCUUCCCCCUCCCCACCCACUGCUUUUAACCCUCUCCUCCCCCCUCUCAA